Molecule: messenger RNA, 597 nt
Organism: Boeremia exigua
Lineage: Eukaryota; Fungi; Ascomycota; Dothideomycetes; Pleosporales; Didymellaceae
Exons: 2
Coding region: 1-597 (198 amino acids)
Source: RefSeq, a predicted model, not a curated record
AUGGCCGCCCCAGCAUCUGUCAGUGUUAAGAACCUACAAGGGAAAUGGGUCAUGAACAAGAGCCAGUCUGACAGCUUCGAGCCUGUUCUUGCCCUCCAAGGCAUCGGCUGGCUGACCCGUAAGGCACUCGGUGCUGCCACUGUAACCCAGCACCUGAAGCAACACGUCGCCGAGGACGGCACCUCUGUGCAGAUUGACAUUGACCAACUCGUCUCCGGUGGUCUAAAAGGUACCUCGGAGAAACGCACACUCGACUGGGAGUAUCGUGGACACACCGACUAUCUCUUUGGCACAGUCAAGGGCCGCAACAGGUAUACCACACUUGCUACUGUGCUCGAGGAAGCGAAGGGCAAGGGUGUCGUAGAGGAAGAUGCGAAAUUUCUUGCCGAGGGCUGGCUCAAGGAGACCGCAGAGGGCGAUAUAAUUGAGGCUUUUGUGGAAAACGAGGGAAACAAGUGGACAGCAUGGCAGAUCUGGGGUUUCGCGGAGAUUGGCGGGGAGAGGAAGUACGUCAGGCGUAUUGCGGUGCGGAAGACUGACAAGAACGAGGUGCAGAGGGUGAGGCUUGUGUAUGACUAUGCUGGAGAGUUGGCGUAG